This is a messenger RNA of Zophobas morio, 1473 nucleotides long. Its product is annotated as lachesin-like. The record is from RefSeq and is a predicted model, not a curated record. Gene Ontology annotation, cellular component: neuron projection membrane. Bases 364 to 1203 code for a protein of 279 amino acids. The transcript is spliced from 6 exons. NCBI's taxonomy places the organism in Eukaryota, Metazoa, Arthropoda, Insecta, Coleoptera, Tenebrionidae. Gene Ontology annotation, biological process: synapse organization.
GUUCGCGGAGAAGCGUGGUAUGGAUUGAGGGCGGCGCGCCUGUGCCACGCAACUUCGGGGGGUCUCCGUCGGUACCAGGGUGGCGUUCCAGUCAGUUCGCAGGAUUCCCGCACUACUCCAGGAUCCUUACGCGCUUUACAAUGUCCCUUGUGCUCUUCCGCUACUGACCGCGCUCUCUCGGAACCUCUUUCCGGUACAAUGUAAAAACACUUUCCGGAAGUUUACGCACAAACGCUCUGUUCUGGCUUAAAAAAAAAUUUUUUUUCGCACUUUGGAAACUUAACUUUGACGUGGUGGCCAGUGGACGAUGUGAAAGUGACGAGUGAUGGAAUCGGGGCUGUAGCUAUUUUAUUUCUCCACCAAAUGAUGGCCGGACGGAUUUUUAACCUAUGUUUAUUCUGUGCCGCUACUAGUUCAGUGGUGUGCGCCGUGCAGUCCGGGGCCGGCACGUCAGGCAACUCUCUGGCGGAGACGUCAACCCGAGGCCCCCACUUCGACACGGCCGCCUCCAAGAACGUGACAGCGCUCCUGGGCAAAACCGCCUAUCUUAACUGUAGGGUAAAGAAUCUGGCCAACAGAACGAUGUCUCUGCAGGUGUCGUGGGUGCGGCACCGCGACGUCCACCUUCUGACAGUGGGCAGAUAUACCUACACAAGCGACCAGCGUUUCCGGGCGAUACAUCAGCCCCAUUCCGAAGACUGGACUCUUCAGAUUAAGUACCCCCAGCACCGGGACUCCGGUGUCUACGAGUGCCAGGUGUCUUCCACGCCGCACCUUAGCCACUUCAUACAUCUCACUGUCAUAGAACCCGACACGGAGAUCGUGGGCGGUCCUGAGCUGUUCAUUGAUCGGGGCAGCACCAUCAACCUUACCUGCGUGGUCCGGCACAGCCCGGAGCCUCCGGCGUACAUCUUCUGGAACCACAACGAUGCUAUAAUAAGCUAUUCGUCGACCCGGGGUGGCGUCAGCGUGGCCACCGAAAGGGGCGAGACGAGUCGCAGCGUGCUGCUGAUCCAGAAAGCGAGACCCUCCGAUUCCGGCAAUUACCAGUGCAACCCCUCCAACGCCCGAACCGCCAAUGUGACGGUGCACGUCCUCAACGGAGAGCACCCCGAAGCCAUGCAGCACGGCGGCAAUCAGAGGAUGGGGCCCUCCUUGGGCGCGCUGGCUUUCAUCUCCUACGUUCUGUUGGUCUAUUGUUAAGUUUCAAGAGAUUUUGACUCCGUUUAGUCGUUGCUGGUGUAUGUCGACGUAUCUGUUAUAUGCUCUCUAUCACCGUGUAUAUUCCAUCGACGGCCACGGCGCUCCUACGUCACGACGUCUUCAUCCAUGUAGACUAUUAUUGUAUAUACAGUUAUGGCAACUCGUAGUACUAAGUCAAAGUUGUUGGUUUAUUUUCCUAAGUUAACUACACGUUUAUGUAUUAUAUACUUUUGACCGACACUACUAAUUUUAAUAAACAAUUCAAUUUUA